AUGAAAUCGAUCAUUGUCUUGGUCACGGUUUUGACCAUUCUUUUCACGAGUUUCACAAUCUCUCAAGCUACUUCUCGUACCACAAUCUUCCACAAGCCGUCGAUGGUUGAUAAACAUGAGCAGUGGAUGGCGCGGUUUUCUCGCGUCUACCGCGAUGAGCUCGAGAAACAGAUGAGACACGAUGUGUUUAAAAAGAACUUGAAGUUUAUUGAAGACUUCAACAAGAAAGAGAACAAUGGCUACAAGCUUGGUGUCAAUGAAUUCGCUGACUGGACCAACGAGGAGUUCCUAGCAACACACACUGGCCUAAAGAAUAUAACUCGAAUCUCCCCAUCUAAGGUAGUGGACAAAACAAUUUCGUCUAGGUCAUGGAGCGUCAGUGACGUGGUGAGCGAGAGCAAAGACUGGAGAAGUGAAGGAGCUGUCACUCCUGUCAAGUACCAAGGCCAAUGCGGAUGUUGCUGGGCGUUUUCGGCUGUAGCAGCAGUGGAAGGUGUGACUAAGAUCUCCAGCGGGAAACUUAUAUCUUUGUCCGAACAACAGCUUCUAGACUGCGACAGAGAGUACGACCAAGGCUGCAACGGUGGGAUAAUGUCGGAUGCUUUCAACUAUAUAAUCCAAAACCAAGGCAUCGCUUCGGAGGAGUCUUACUCUUACCAAGGAUCAGACGAAAGAUGCCGGGUCAAUGCAAGACCCGCUGCACGGAUCAGCAGUUUCCAGUCAGUUCCUAGCAACAACGAGCAGGCCUUGCUCGAGGCCGUGUCGAGGCAACCCGUCUCUAUCUCGAUGGACGCAAGUGGGGACGGGUUCAUGCAUUACUCAGGGGGAAUAUAUGACGGGCCUUGUGGAACCAGCUCGAAUCACGCGGUUACGUUUGUUGGGUAUGGAGUGGCACAGGACGGGACGAAGUAUUGGCUGGCUAAGAACUCUUGGGGUGAAACUUGGGGAGAAAAUGGUUACAUGAGGAUCCGUAGAGACGUGGCUUGGCCUCAGGGCAUGUGUGGUGUAGCCCAAUAUGCUUUUUAUCCGGUUGCAUAA
Molecule: messenger RNA, 1038 nt
Organism: Eruca vesicaria subsp. sativa (arugula)
Lineage: Eukaryota; Viridiplantae; Streptophyta; Magnoliopsida; Brassicales; Brassicaceae
Source: the annotation of a GenBank genome assembly